This is a messenger RNA of Sardina pilchardus (European sardine), 989 nucleotides long. Its product is annotated as neuferricin. The record is from RefSeq and is a predicted model, not a curated record. NCBI's taxonomy places the organism in Eukaryota, Metazoa, Chordata, Actinopteri, Clupeiformes, Clupeidae. The transcript has 4 exons. The coding region runs from base 86 to 859 and encodes 257 amino acids. Gene Ontology annotation, cellular component: membrane; endomembrane system.
CUCUGUAGUAGAGAUAUUUGUAUUUGGCUACUGGGUAGCCUGUCUAUUUUCUCUUUCUAUAAUGUAACAAUACUUUUGAAAAGCGAUGUUGACAUAUUUCAUUGUGCUGGUAGUGGCGUGUUUAACUGCACUCAUGGUUCCAUAUGAUUGGGCAGCUGUAUGGAAUGCUGUGUCGGUGCUUCGCUCACUUGGAGCAUCAAAUGCACCUAUCCGGAUGAUAACGAAAAGUGAGCUUUCUAAAUACAACGGAGAAGUCAGUAGUCCAGGGUUAUACGUGGCAAUUUUGGGACAGGUAUUUGAUGUGAAUAAAGGACGCAAACAUUACGGUCCAGGUGGAGGUUACCAUUUCUUUUCAGGUAAAGACGCAUCCAGUGCAUUUGUGACUGGGGAUUUCUCCGUAGCCGGACUGACUGAUGAUGUGUCUGACCUUUCCCCGUCUCAAAUUGUGGCUCUGUAUGACUGGCUGGCGUUUUAUCAAAAGGAUUACACCCCAGUUGGAAGGGCGGAGGGCCAUUUCUACGGCCCUGAUGGGGAGCCCACGGAGGCCCUUCGGCGGGUGGAGGUGUCCUUAGCGCAGGGCCUGCAGCUCAAGGCCCAGGCCCAGGCCCACAGUCAGCUGUACCCGCCCUGCAACACAGAGUGGAGCUCCGCAGGGGGCCGCGUCUGGUGCUCCACACAGAGUGGCGGUGUGAAAAGAGAGUGGGUCGGCGUUCCGAGGAAGCUCUUCUCUCCUGGUUCCAGCCGCUCUCGCUGUGUGUGCAUGCAGCCGGAAGAACUCAGCCGCGCGGACAACCCCAACCUGCAGGAGUACAGCGGCUGUCCAGUUGAGGCAGAGUCCUGCUAUGUCAGGGAACACUGAACUAGCACAGACAUUUCAAUCAAUUAAGAGUCCCUCCCUCUUAAUCCCAUUCCCUCUUCAUCCCAACCUGAAAUUCUUGAAGACUGAAAGUUUUUUAUCACUGGUUGAAAAUAAAUGUUAAAGUAUGUCA